Molecule: messenger RNA, 681 nt
Organism: Penicillium canescens
Lineage: Eukaryota; Fungi; Ascomycota; Eurotiomycetes; Eurotiales; Aspergillaceae
Product: PMF1/NNF1 family protein
Exons: 2
Coding region: 1-681 (226 amino acids)
Biological process (GO): chromosome segregation
Cellular component (GO): MIS12/MIND type complex
Source: RefSeq, a predicted model, not a curated record
AUGGCCGAAUCCGAACCAAACACCCAACAACUACCCGCAAACUCACCCUCCCCUCCCCCGCCAGCACCGAUUCCCCAAGCACCCGGCCCACGCGCUUCACGUCUACACCAAGUCUUCGACCAAGCCCUGGCGCGCACACUCCGCGCAAACUCUUAUGCGAAUUUCGCAAGCUGCUUCCCUACCCCGGCGCGCCAUGUCCCUGCUAGUCUAGAGAGUGUCUGGCGACAAUUAAACGCGAAGCUGGAGGAGAGCGCGAAGGCUGAGUUUGAGGAGAUUAUUGCUGAGCGGGAGGUCGUGCCACAUCUUAAUGAAUUGGAUCGGUUGGUUGGCGAGGCUAGGGUAAGGAGGGAGCAGGAAGGAGAGUAUGAGGAUUCUGAGAGAACAGUCCCACAUACCCUCGGCGCGGAAGAUCUGUACAAGGCACACCUCACGCCGUAUCUGCAGGAAGCGCAAUCGACCCUGAAUAACAGACUUGAGGCUACGCAUGUGGAGAACGCGCAGCUGGCGCAGACUGUUCAGUCGCAGAGACAGGAAAUCGAACAAUUGUUGGCGCAUCUGGGUUCUGUUGUUUCUGAUAUUGAGGGUGCUGCUUCGGCUGCCACACAGUUCAGCAAGGAACAUCAUCUUCGCCGGGAUGCGGUUCAGAUGGAUGAAGAGGUGAAUGCUCGUGAGGGUCUGUGA